Molecule: messenger RNA, 4155 nt
Organism: Caenorhabditis bovis
Lineage: Eukaryota; Metazoa; Nematoda; Chromadorea; Rhabditida; Rhabditidae
Source: the annotation of a GenBank genome assembly
AUGUGUUUGCGCCCACUGCUAGCAUUGUUGUUUGCGGCGGCGGCGGCGGUGACGGCUCGAACCGCCAACAUCUCGUCGCUCAUCGAAUCGCUCGGACCCAACCAAUUGUGCUCCGUUUAUGAUCCGUUCAAAGUGCUCCCCGAGAAUAACAAGUUCCAAAUCGGCGGCAGUUUUCCACUUCAUCUCGAUGAUUGCACCACACUUCGACCCGACACCGUUCAGGAGAUCGUCGCGAUUCAAUGGGCGCUGACGCAUUGGAAUCAGAACGAGCAGCACGCUGAAUGCAAACUCGGCUUGUACGCCGGCGACACGUGCUCGCGAUCCGCCGAAUCGCUAUCGCAAUCGCUUCGAUUCCUCGAUUCGGUCGGCUAUCACGAGCCGAAAGAGUGCCGAACGGAGACGCCCGGCACGAAACUCCUCGGCCUCAUCGCGCCGAAAGACUAUGACUCAUCGAUGUCGCUUGGAAAAUUCCUAUCAGUCUCGUCGAUUCCGGUGGCCGCCUAUUCGUCAGCAUCGAUCAACGCGCUCACCGAACUCGAUGUCGCCAACACCAUCGCCACCGCGCCCACCAUUGGCGUCUACGUCGACGCCCUCAUAAGGCUGAUGGGACAGAUGAAAUCGAACCUGGUAACGAUUGUCGACGAUGGAUCGCAAUCCCCAAUGACGAAGGGAGUGAGCGCCCAUCUUCGAGACUUUGACAUCUUCGUUUCCGAGAUCAUCCCAGUCGAUCAUCCAUUCCUUUCUCAAGCCCUUGAAGACAGCGACUCGUCGAUUGUGGUGAGCCUGCUGGAGAAGCAAAAGUUGCAGAAGAUCAUCAAGCAGCCUUCGAUCUACACGAUGACCAAAAUGUGGAUCUCGCUUCCGAUCACCGGCGAAGCGUUUGAUGAGAUGGAGCAGACUGAGAUACUGCACCCUGAAGCCAAGUUGGAGGUAAUCUCCCUUCAACCGAUUCACAAGAAGCUACCGCAAUUCCGUGAUUACUUCGUGAGAGUGCUCAAGAACAACUAUCGCAACUAUCAGCUUCUCACCUCCUACGUUCAGCAGGUCUACAAUUGCACCAACGAGGAUUGCGAUCUCGACAAAUCGGCAAUGAUCAAAUCCUACGUGCAAUCGCGAACCACCGAAGCGUCGAUUCGAAUGACGUACGCGUUCGCCGGUGUCGCGAAAGAGAUCGCCAAAGAUUCGGCGUAUGAGAAGAUAUGCUCGCACGCGAGCGCCGAGUGCACCGAGUUGAUCAUGAACAUCCUUGUCAACAUGGAUUACGAGUUCACGAAGCAUGAUCCGCCAGAGUUCGCCGGCGAACGAUUGCAGUUCUACAAGGGCAACGAUCGAAUGCUUCUGGCGUCCGGCAUGAAUGUGGAAGCGGUUCAGAUCUAUGCCGAAGACGCCAAGAUCAUUACCACUCGUCUUCUCUCCUAUACCACCGGCUCGCCGCCGACAGUGAUUCUGUCCUCUCUAAGAUCCGCCGAUCAGCGACUGCGAUCGAUUUGCGCACCGUAUCGGCCAUUCUGCGGACAAUGCCCGAAUCUUCAAAUGGUGAACUCCGAGUCGCACUUCCUCUCGAUCCCACGACACUAUCCGCUCUAUCUUGUUGGGCUCUUCGAUCUCCACGGCGGCGCCACGUGUCAAUCGAUGAGCCAAACCGACAUCUCGUUGCCGAUGGCGUUUGUGCACACCGUGUGGACAUUCAAGCAGCGCUUCCCGCAACUCGGCCUUCUCAAAGAUCUCGAUUUUGGCGCGUUGCUCAUCGACAGCUGCUCGUCGGGACGACAAGCCAUCGAGUCGGUCGUUCGCGCCGAGACCCAAUGCUUCCGAUUCAAUCAAGCCGGAAGGAACAUCACCAUCGUUCCGAAAUCGGUGUUCGGCUACGCUAGCGCCCUUCACGGCGACUCGCAAGAAGCGCUGAAGGGCUACUUCUCGUCGGGCGACACCGACGCCGCGCUGGUUUCCGUCGACGCCGAACACUCGGCGCUUCAGCACUCGUUCACCGCACUGCCGAGUGCGAGAAGUCAAGCGUUGGCGCUUCUCAAACUUCUGAAUCGAAUGCAAUGGCAGUUUGUGACGGCGGCGAUCAGCGAGCAAGAUCCCGAGUCGUUGGCGUUGUUCCGAAGUUUCGAGCGAAUCGCGCUUGAUCGUGGCGUAUGCCUCGCCGAGGUCAUCAAUAUCGGUGGCUCGCGUGUCGAGAAUCUCCAAAUGACGCCGACGACGAAUGUGACGGUGGUGUUCGGAACGGCGCGAGACGCCGCCCAGUUUCUCGUCAAACCGAAACCCAAUCACAUUCACAUUAUGAUGGGCGACGCUCAUGAUUGGUACCUUCACGCGCAAGGCAACAUGGAGCAGUUUCCCGGAACCGUGUCGGUUCAGCCGCGCAACAUUCUCUACGCCGAUUUCCGCGAAUGGCUCGAGACGACGACACCGCUGACGCUUCCCGAACUCUGGUAUUGGUCGUACAUCGAAGAUCGAUAUGGCUGCGCGCUAAGCCAGAAGAGUAAGCUGAUCUAUGACCGAAUGUGCACCGGCGACGAGCUUCUCAGCAUUGAGUCGCUUGGACGAAUGACGAAAGCCGGAUAUCUGUCGCGUGGUGUCGAGAGAUUCCUCUUCGCGAUGGAUUCAGUCUACAAGAAUCUCUGUCCCGCUCAAAGCGGUCUUUGUUUGGAAUUCUACGAGCAGGGUCGCAAGCAGAUUCUGAAUCAGCUUAAGAAGACCAACGUUGAAGACGACGUCGAGGUGUACGAGUUCCUACCAGAUGUCAACGGCAAGUUCACCUAUCAUCUCAUCGCCAAUUGGACAAUGGCCAGCGGUCUUCGGAUGACGAAUCAAUACCGAAGUCCGAAUGGAAUCGACAUCGAGUCGAAGUGUCAGCCGCCGAUGUGCAAGUGCUUCCUUGACGGCGACUUCUUCCAGCGUCCACUCGACUCGUUCGUGUUUGUUGGCGAUGAGCAAGAGUCGUACAUCAAGAAGCAGCCGGCGUACGGAUCCGAGAAGGUCCAAUACCAAUCGGUGUUCGAGCACAUCACCAUCGGGCAUUGGCGAGAGCAUCCGCACAAUUAUGUGCUCCUCGCGCUCAUCACAAUUCUUGUGUUCAUCUCAUUCGCGGUGCUCGUGCUCGUCUUGGUCAAACUCUAUCUGCGCGUCGUCAAAGGCAACCAAUCGUUGGGAAUCUCGCUGCUCAUCGGCAUCAUUCUCCUCUACAUCACUGCCUACUUUUUCGUGUUCGAUCCAACCGACACGGUGUGCCGAUUGCGGGUGAUCAUGCACGGUUUGGGCUACUCGAUAUGCUUCGGCGUCAUGAUCGCCAAAGCGACUCAGCUGCGAAACGCGGAGACGCUCGGAUUCGGCACGUCGGUGCACAUCUCAUUCUGGAACUAUUGGCAACUAUUGUUCUUCAUUGUCGGUGUUCAAAUCGCUCUAUCGAAUAGAUGGCUCAUGGAGCCGUUCAUGUCGACAAUCGGUGUCGUUGAUACCACCUAUCAACGAAUGAUGUGCACACUCGGAAAGGUUGAAUUCGUGCUCUCCAACAGCUACGUGAUGAUUCUGAUUUUGAUGACGUUGUUCCUGAGCCUCCUCAAUCGCAACAUCAAACGCAACUACAAGGAGACGAAAUGGUUGCUCUACUCGACGGUCGCGUGCUUCAUCGUGUGGAUCGUGUGGACGACGGUGUAUUUGAGUAUGGGCCAUGAGUACCGCGAGACGGUCAUCGUCGUCGAGCUCAUCACGUGCGCGACAAUUAUGCUCGCGUUUCUGUUCGGCCCCAAAAUCUACAUUCUUCUCUCGUACGAGCCGGUGGUGGUGGCGCUGAAUCGCGAGCCGUUUCCCAACGAUCUUUUCGAGAAGGACGACGAUGUGCCGCGCGCGGUGUCGCCGGCCUCGUCGACGUCGUCAUCAUCGAAUCGCUCGUCGUCGGGAUCGUCGUACACGUCGAGAAAGCCGGUCAACGCCGUCGGACCGCUGCCAUUGUCGAAGAGCAACAUUGAGGAUAACACCCCAAUAUUUCAUACAGUGAUGCGCAAGAAGAACAAGGUGCGUCGAUCGCAAAGUGAACACGAAACGAUGCAUUCCGGCUACCCAAUGACAUCGGUGCCAAUCAUCCGAAGUCCAUCGUCGCGCGACGAGAAGGUGCACCAUGUGGCGAUAUCGCCUCCGAUCCGCGACUAG